AUGGAGAAAGUGAAACAUGAAACUAAAAUUACUAGAAACCCUCAGGAAGUAAAGAAGGAAAAAGAAAAACCAGAAACACCAUCAGAGUGGUUAGUCAAACCGUGGAGUGUCCAGGAAAUCCGGAGUUUCCUGCAAGAAUGGGAAUUUCUUGAACGUGAAAUACACUUCGAGGUGAGGAAGAAGAAUCAAGCAGUAUCUAAAGAAGUUGCCCAGCGUCUCAAGCAGAGGGGCAUAGAGAAAAGCUGGCAGGAAUGUCUGCAGAUGCUGGUCAGUUUGCAGGAUCUAUACUACACCAUCCGUGAGACCAACGAGAGGCCAAGGAGUGAACCCUUGCCAUGUCCUUACGGAGAGGCCCUACACAGGAUCUUGGGAUACAGAGGGAAGGCCAACAUCUUUUCAGGUCCUCCCUCUGAAGAUGUGACUGACCUCCUGCCUCCCGAGUGCCAGCCCCCCAAGUACCAGCCCCAGGCCUGUGGCAUCCCUGUUCCCUUUGAGGGGCAGCUGUGGGCUCCUCCACAUGUGGUCUACAUGGAGGGUCCUCAGGCCCCCGGAUGGCAGCCCUGGAACAUGAACUUUCCAUGGUCAGCUCCAUGCCUGUUCCCUGCAUUCCUCUCAGGAGCCACCCUCCCCCAGCAGCAGUGGUCCGCCACUACUGACUCAGAUCCAGAGCCUAAAGACACGUAG
This is a messenger RNA of Lemur catta (Ring-tailed lemur), 684 nucleotides long. It is a transcript of the gene MSANTD5, whose product is annotated as Myb/SANT DNA binding domain containing 5. The transcript has 4 exons. The record is from RefSeq and is a predicted model, not a curated record. Bases 1 to 684 code for a protein of 227 amino acids. NCBI's taxonomy places the organism in Eukaryota, Metazoa, Chordata, Mammalia, Primates, Lemuridae.